Messenger RNA from Sorghum bicolor (sorghum), 3481 nucleotides. Its product is annotated as pentatricopeptide repeat-containing protein At3g04750, mitochondrial. Gene Ontology annotation, molecular function: protein binding; RNA binding. Bases 225 to 2039 code for a protein of 604 amino acids. Gene Ontology annotation, biological process: RNA modification. The record is from RefSeq and is a predicted model, not a curated record. Lineage: Eukaryota; Viridiplantae; Streptophyta; Magnoliopsida; Poales; Poaceae. The transcript has 5 exons.
CUGGGCCCAUGACAGGUUGGGUGGUGCAGCCUGCUACACGCCGCCUCGUCGUCGUCAGAGCCGACGCCGCCUGAGACCCGGCCGCCGCGGGAAUUCCGGCGGCCAGACAGCGGAUUCCUCCACAGCUAGCGAAAUCUCCCGGUGCCGGUAGUCUGGUACCGGGCCGAGAUUCGAACCCCCUGACCCCUCUCCUGAGCACACGGCCACACACCCCAUCUCUCGCGAUGGCGGCCUCUGCCGCCGCGGGGCGGAAGUGGGACCCAACCGUCUCGUUGCGGCUGGGCCACCCUGCGCUGGUGCUCCUCGAGCGGUGCCGCGGGGCGCGGCCGUUCCGGGCCAUCCUCGCCCACCUGCUUCGCCUCGGCCUCGCCUUGGAGACGUUCCCUAUGAGCCGGCUCCUCCACUUCGCCACCGCCGUGUCCUCCCCGCGCCUCACGCGCGAGGCUGAGCUCCUCUUCCACCAUUUCACGCCCCGCCCCAAUCUCUACAUCUAUAACCUCAUGCUCUCCGCGUCGGCGGCGUCGGCGGCGCGCGAUUCCUCCUCGCCGCCCCAGGCGGCGGCUGUCUACCGUUCCAUGCUCGCGUCGUCCGUCCUUCCCGACGAACAGACCUUCCUCGCGCUGCUGAGGUCGGUGGAACGCCUGUCCGCGGGGAGGCAGGUGCACGCCCAUGUCGUCGUGAGCGGUUUCCACUCGCGCGUGUACCUGCGGAACUCGCUGAUCAAGAUGUACAUCGACGCCGGGGAUGUCGAGACGGCCGAGCUGAUGUUCCGUUCUGCGCUGGUGUUGGAUACCGUGUCUUGCAACAUCAUGCUAUCAGGGUAUGUGAAUGAAGGGUGCAGCCUGAAGGCGCUGUGCUUUUUCCGAGAUAUGGCAUCCAGGGGGAUUGUUGCUGAUCGGUAUACAGCUGUUGCUCUGCUCACUUGCUGUGGGCGCCUGAAGACCGUGCUUCUUGGGAGGUCUGUUCAUGGUGUCAUUGUGCGGAGAAUGGAUGCAGGAGAUAAUUGGUUGAUUCUGGUAAAUGCUCUUCUGGAUAUGUAUGCAAAAUGUGGAAGAAUGAAUGCAGCUGAGAGAGUCUUUGGUGAAGCUAGUGAGAAGGAUGGCAUUUCAUGGAACACUAUGGUUUCAGGUUUUGCAAAUGCUGGCAUGUUGGACCUCGCUAGCAGAUUUUUUUCUGAGGCACCUUCUAGGGAUCUAAUAUCCUGGAAUGCACUUCUCGCUGGAUAUGCUAGAUACAAAGGUUUCAAUGAAGUGAUGAAACUAUUCCAUGAUAUGCUUGCCAGUUGUGUAAAUCCGGACAAGGUGACUGCUGUUACCUUGAUCUCUGUGGCCGCAGGUAAGGGAUCAUUGAAUCAUGCAAAGAGUAUCCAUGGUUGGGUGGUGAAACAAUUUGGUCAUCAGGAUGCUUUUUUGGCAUCGGCUCUUGUAGACAUGCAUUGCAAAUGUGGAAAUGUUAAGGUAGCUUAUUAUGUGUUUGAGAAAGCCUUGGACAAAGAUGUUACCUUGUGGACAGCUAUGAUCUCUGGCCUUGCAUUCAAUGGCCAUGGAACUGAAGCAUUGGAACUAUUUUGGAAGAUGCAAACUGAGGCCAUAGCACCUAAUGGUGUCACAUUGCUUGCUGUUCUCAGUGCAUGCAGUCAUGCUGGCCUUCUGGAUGAAGGGUGUAGGAUUUUGGAUGCUAUGAAGCAAAAAUACAGUAUCGAACCAGGGAUAGAACAUUUUGGAUGUAUGGUUGAUCUCCUUGCACGGUCAGGUAAGCUGAUUGAUGCAUUAGCUUUGGCUAGGAGGAUGCCGAUGAGGCCAAGUCGGUCUAUAUGGGGUUCCAUUUUAAAUGCGAGUUUGGCUGGUCAAAAUACUGAAGUUGCAGAAAUUGCUUCAAAAGAACUCCUUCGUCUUGACCCAGAAGACGAAGGUGGAUAUGUCUUGCUUUCCAACUUGUAUGCGGCUGGAGGUCACUGGAACCACAGUGACGAAGUGAGGCAGAACAUGAAAAGAAAAGGAGUGAAAAAAUCAGCAGGUGCUAGUAAUUUUGGAUGUUGAUGUUGUUGCUUCAGAACUUCAGAUGCCAGUUACUAGAAAAGUUGGCGCAGCCUUGCCGUGCCCUCCUUUUCGAAUGGGCCAGUGGCGAUAAUGAUUGGAAUGGGCCAUGUUUUAUAUGCUAAGCCCAAUGCUAUAAUGUCCAUGGAGGGGAUAUAGUCCUUUGAAUAUGGACAGGACUGUAGUCUCUCUUGUUUGUUCCUGAAUUGUGUUGCUGCUGGAAUCAGUUGCGCCCUCAACAUCUGUCGUGUGGGUGUUCACCCAAUUGUGAAGUUUGUUCAGUCCGGUGAUUCGCAAAGGAGUUUGCAUGUCCUGCAACAGAUAUGCAUCUGCAUUCUCUGCUACCUGCCUACCUAUUGACACCAAAAGAUCAGCAGCAGUUCUGUGUUGUCAGCAAAAGAUAUGCAUGUGCAUUAUCUGCUACAUAUUUACACCAAAAGAUCAGUAGCAGUUCUGUGUUGUCAGCAAAAGAUAUGCAUAAUGCAUCUGCAUUAUCUGCUACCUCUUUAUGCCAAAAGAUCAGUAGCCACAAGCUUGAUAAACGCACGAUCCAAGGUUUAGAUAUUGCAGGCUUAAUCGAGUACUGAUUUGGAUCUGUGGUCAAAUUCCUAAUUAAAUGAAGAUUUGGGCUUGAGAAAGAAAUCAAACACUUUCUAGCCAGGUGGAGCAAUAAUCCGAUGGCAACCUACCGUAGUCCAAACCAAACAAGAUUCCCUAGUCAAUUCCUAAAUAAGGCGAUAUAAAUGUAUACACAUACCAGGGACUUGAUUGUGGUGCAACCUAUCGUCAUUGCUGACGGGAAUAUUGAUUGGUCAAAGCUUGGUUUGUGUGGUCAGGUUUUCACGUUGUCUAGAAGAAAGGCCCAGUCCUACUACAGCUCUAUUCAGCACUGAGAUAAAUAAAGUCUUGCGGAGGACGCUACAAGCCUAUUCAGGAAGCGCCAACAAACAAUGAUAGAGUUUGCUGGGUGGUCAAUAACUUGGCUCAGCAGGUCUCAAACACCUGCAGCAUUUUGUAGUCCUACCUCACAAAGAUGCCAAGAAAAGCUCCAUGUUUCUCCUGACUCAAUCUUUUGUGAUAGACUGACUGAUUGCUAGUAAUUGCACAUUCAAGAGCUAGCUGGGACACUCUGCAAACCAGCAAGAGCAGGAGCAAUUCUCCAGGCUUUUGUACAUUCAGAGGACCUAGCCCUUCCACUGGUAAGUGGUAACAAGAUUUGCAUCUAAAGUGAUGUGUAUUUGUGUUAUUUCUUUUUGUCUGUUGCAGUUUCAUGACGUGAACUGAAUUGCUUGUUGACCUGAUGUGCUUAUGACUGACCAAGGCACCAACCCAUUCAGGCAAGGUGGCAAUGCAGUGAUCUGGAAAUUACAGUUUAUAAUCGCAUUUGAUAAUGAAACUGAUUGAAGGUAAUGAUUUUCUUUGUCCCAUUAUUUUUCAGGAAAAAA